CAGGGGGCGGCUGGCGGUGCUGGGCUGCGGGGGGCUGGGUGGUAGCCUGUCAUGUAGGGGAGUGCAUUAUGUAUACUACAUGCAAAACUUGACAUUGCCGUGCCCUCGCCCCGCACUGGUACCGCCCCGCCCGCCGCCGCCGCCUAGCCCGGCCACGCCCCGGGGCAGUGUCGCGGGUGCUGCCCCAGGCCAGCAGUCUUGACGCGUACAUACUCUGUUUGUGACACCAAGUACUUCAGACAAGUAUCACUGCUUUCCACGAUAAGGAAGUUAGGACACCAGAGUUCAGUGCAGACAAUUUCACAACCACACAGUCAGCCGUGUCAGACAAAAUAAUGGGCCACACAAACACCUUGACCUCCCCUGAAACGCCCAGGAUGCUGAAAUGUGUGUGCACCAACUGUCCAUCGAAUGAAUGUGAGACGGAUGGACUGUGUUACAUCACCGUCACCAGGGAGACAUCAGGGGAGAGGCAGACACAUAGGAAGCAGGCGUGUUUGAACAAAAGCAAGCAGUUCCCUCCUGGUAGCUCAUACAAGUGCCAAGGUGGCUACUUCAACAAAAUAUACCCAGGGCUGAGAGAAGAAAUCUAUUGCUGCCGUGAUGUUGACUACUGCAACAAUCAGCAUGUACUAGCCCAGGGGGGGCUGGCCCCGACUCACUCCACGCAAGGGCCCCCCCAGCGGCCGGAGCCUGGUGAGAAGGGUGGGGAAGGGCCAUCACCAGGGCCGUCAAUGAGGUACUUGGUGCUGGCUGGAGCUGUGGCACUGUCCCUGCUGCUCACUGUGGUCCUGGUAGCAAUCAUGUGUUACUGGCACCAUCAUAAGGAGCGGAAUGAGCGGAUCCGACGAGGCUUCCCUGAUGUGGAGUCCAUCUUAGACCGGUCAGAGGUGCCGUUAAUGGGCCCACACACACCCAUCAGGGACAUCAUUGAGCUCACCUCUAGUGGUUCGGGUUCAGGGCUGCCACUGCUGGUUCAGAGAAGCAUUGCCCGACAAAUCCAGCUCAUAGAUAUCAUAGGGAAGGGUCGGUUUGGAGAGGUGUGGAGAGGAAGGUGGCGUGGAGAAUUUGUGGCUGUUAAAAUUUUCUCAUCAAGGGAUGAGAGGUCAUGGUUCAGGGAGGUGGAGAUCUACCAAACGGUGAUGCUGCGUCAUGAUUGCCUCCUUGGGUUCAUUGCAGCUGAUAACAAAGACAAUGGAACAUGGACUCAGCUGUGGCUGGUAACAGACUACCAUGAAAAUGGCUCACUUUUUGACUACUUGAUGCGCUACACUGUGGACACAGCCGGCAUGAUCCGCAUGGCCCUGUCCAUUGCAACUGGCCUGGCUCACCUCCACAUGGAUAUUAUGGGAAACAAAGGAAAGCCAGCCAUUGCACACAGAGAUUUGAAGAGUAAAAAUAUUCUUGUAAAGUCCAAUGGCACAUGUGCAAUAGCCGAUUUGGGUCUAGCAGUGAGGUAUGACUGUACCACCGACACUGUAGACAUUGUCCCAAACAACAGGGUGGGAACCAAGAGGUAUUUAGCUCCUGAGUGUCUGGAUGACACAUUGAACAUGAACCACAUCGAUUCCUUCAAGAGAGCAGAUGUCUAUGCUCUUGGCCUGGUGUACUGGGAAAUCGCCAGGAGAUGUAACACAGGUGGUGGGUGUGAGGAGUACCAGCUGCCAUACUAUGACAUGAUCCCCAACGACCCCACCAUUGAGGAGGUCCGCAAGGUGGUGUGUGUGGCCAAGCAGCGGCCAGUUAUUCCCAACAAGUGGCAGUCUUGUGAGGACCUACGGGUGAUGAGUAAGCUGAUGAAGGAGUGCUGGUACCACAACGCUGCUGCCCGCCUGACAGCUCUACGCAUCAAGAAGACUCUUGCUAACCUGGGGGCUCAUGAUGACCUCAAGUGCUGAGCAGCCAAUGAGCGUGAGGAGACAGAAGUGUUCAAGUAUUAGUGCUUCCCCUCAUGACUUGCUUGUCAUGGAUGGGGCAUAUAUAUAAAUAUAUAUAUAUAUAUAAUAUAGAAAAAGUUUUGGGUGUGAAUGCCUUUAAGGGUGGGUGGGUGUAUGGGUUUGGCCUUCAACAGUGUUGGUACAUAUGUCUGGCUGGUGAGGGCAUUAAACCAUGACUAAAUAGAGCAAAAUUGAAGAGUUUAGAACAGUGUCUCUGAGAGAAUGUGUGUAUGUGUGUAUAUGUGCAUGUCUGUGUGUACCAAUGCAUCAGUCAUGGACAGACUUGCAGUUGCCAAGGAAGUGUGUGCACAUUUCAUUAGUCUUUGUUAGGGUGUUUUUAUAUACAUACAGCUUGCAGUUAGCAAUGAGGUGUGCACACAGUGUCCAAAGUGCAAGUAACAGUGUGGCCCCAAAAAACUACAAGGUUGCUUGGUAGGGAUUCCUACAAACAAAAGUAUACUGAAUGAGUCAAGCUUUGUCAAAGGCUGAGUGACUCAUAUAAAUGACUGUAUUGAACUUACUUAUGGCUGCUUUGUGUAGAUGGUGUACUUACAUUUCAUUGCCAUAUUAAUUUACCUAUACAGUAUCAGCUGUAUUUUAAGAGUAACAUCUUUAUUUAACCAUUUCUUUUCAUUCCACUCAUCUUGAGGUGGUGUUUGUUUCCUCUUACAGUACUUUGUUUGACUCCAUUUCCCCUGAACCUGAUUUUCACUUCAUGCAGAUCAUUGAUAGUAAUGAAUAGAGGCCAUCAAGGCCUUGUCCUCUCAGUACAGAGGUAAUGAACAUGACGGCAUCAAUUGUGUGCCAUUCCCAGACGUUUUGGCUUCGAUGUUCUCCAUAGAUAAUGUUACUGUACUUUUCCAGCCAAUGAAGACAAAAGCAAAUGCGUCUCAUUCUUGUUUGAAAGUGGAGUUGUAGUGUGCACACUGCUGCAUGCUGUGGUCACUUAGCAUGGAGGCAUAAUAGUAAAGGCCAGACGUUCAUGGUAUUCCUCUGAAGCACCUAUUUUUUAUGUAAACUACAAGAAUUUUUAAUCAGAAAUUUUAUAAAGUAAAUUGUAUUUACGAGUAGUUUUAAUCGUGCCGUCACCCCAGAGUGGGCAUGCACAGACAAAUAUUUAGGCUGAGGGGGCUAAGGCUAAGUGUCCACACAGCACUUGAAGUGGAAAUUCUAAUAGUUGCAGUCUUGCCCCUCAAGCAAGUUACGGGUAUAGUUCGCCGUGUCUUUAAUUUACGUUUAUGGACUGGAUUUAUUUACAUUCUUCAUAACAGUGCCCUGGAUUUGUCAUUUCAAGAUUUUAAGUUGAUUGAAUAUAUAUAUAUAUAUAUAUAUAUAUAUACAUACAUAUAUAUAUAUAUAUAUAUAUAUAUAUAUAUAUAUAUAUAUAUAUAUAUAUAUAUAUAUAUAUAUAUAUAUAUAUAUAUAUAUAUAUAUACAUACAUACAUAUACAUAUACAUACAUACAUACAUACAAAGAAAUUGACGUGCACCAAGUUUGAUUUUACUUGCCCAUUGAAUAGUUCUUUACUCUCCUAACAAACUCUGUUGAUUUUUUUCAAUAACUUUUCAUUUACUUGAAAAAAAAAAUUGAUCCCUCAAGUAACUCCAUACAUUUUUUUCCACAAUGAAAAAACUGACUUAGAAAAUUUCAGCAGGUCAUUUUAUUUCAUGAUAUUUCAACUCUUGAAUUCUUAGUUUUUACUAAAUGUGCAAAAAAUUUAAGAGUAGAUGCAUUAUGUUAUACUAUAAUUAUAAGAAAACUGUAAUUGAAGUUUUCUUUUAUUUUUGUGUCAUAUCACAACCAAGUAAAGUUACAGUGCUGCAAACCUGUUAUUAUAUGAUUGUUUAAGUUUCACUGUCUAUAUACCAUUGCAUUUACAUAAUGAUCAGGCACCUGGUCCUUCCUUUUAAAGAGUAUUAUUUGCUUGAGGCCAAGGGUAUCAGGGUGUGCCAUGCCCCUCAUUGUCAGCAGGUUUGAUCAGAGAUUCUCUGGUGCAUAAUCUAUGUUGGUGUUAACAUCUUCCCUCCUCUUUUUCUUAGGUUUGGUGUUAUCCUUUGUUCGUCUUGGAGUUCCAAGCCAUUUUUUUUAUAUAUAUUCAUUGAUCCUCAACAUUUUUGUUGGCAAAUGACACUUCUCAUUUCUGAAAUUAUGGUCUAGGAUUGUCACUUAGGAGAUGUAUUUCACCCUGAAAUACCCUGCACAAUUCUAUUUUCAAACACUUAUUCCAUAUCUUGGAAUGCAGUAAUUCAUUGGUUUUUUUAUUCUUUUUAAUAUUUUUCAUUGCAUUAAUUGUAUUCAGCAUUGUAAGUUGUGUCCCAUCUGUUAGACAUGGCAAUGACCUUCAUUUGCCCAUUGCAUGUUUUGUUGUGGCAGGGAAAUGCAGGAACUAAAUUCUGUGAUCACAAAUUGUGUUGACAGAUUCCAGAGACAUCAGGAAUAUAGGAACAUGUGAGCUGAAGGGGAGACUAAAGAACAUGAGAAAUCUACAAGAGGUUGGUAGGCCUAUGAAAGGCAGUUUCUGUGAACCUAACCCCACCUAACAUCACUAUUCAUGAAUUUAUUUAAUCUUUCUUUUUUUUUAAUGUUAUUCUUUUUUUUUUUUUAAUGUGAGCCUUGGUCAGGGGUAGUGGAGCAGCUGAUGAUAUGGCCAGAGGCAAUGCAUCUGAUGAUUUGGCUACAAACGAGUUAGCUGGUGAUGUGGCUUGAAGUGAGGCUGCUGGUAAUGUGAACUGAAGUGUCUGGUGGCAGAAGGGCAAGUUGACCAAUUUAGGAAAAACAGGAUAUGAACAGAUUCUUCCUCAGUUUAUUGAACUACCAUAUGGAAGGAAAAUUCAAGCAAUUAUGACCUUUUAUAAGUCUAUUUAUUUAUUGAUAUUUUAGUUUGAAAAACUGCCCAGAAACAUACUAACAUUGAUUUUCUAUUUUUUUUAUAUCAGUGUCUUGACUACAUUAUUAACUUUAUAUAAAAAAAACUAGCAAUUAUGCAACUUUCAAAAACAGAGGUGGGGAUUGGAAAAUAAUGUGAUUAUACUUAUUGUAUUUGCAAGUAAUUAAUAUACUAAACAAUACAAAUUCAGUGAUACAAAACAAUACAAAGAAACAAGGUUUUGCAAAAUACUGAACUUUGACCUCAAUUAUCUCAAAACUGUGAGUUGGUGGAGUCACCCUUCUGCCACCAGACUACUCAAUUGAGGAUAGGCAACUGAUCUUAAGGAGUCAAGUGAGCCAGAAGGUGAAAACCCAGUGAUGAGCCACAAGGUGAAUGGGCGAGACACACAAAGGCGAUGAUACGAUUCACAAGAAUGCAUUGGUAUGUUUUUUUAUAUUUAUUGGAAACAUACAAUAUUGACCUACACCAAAUGCACUAUUACUGGUGCACCAUGCCCACUCAGUUGGUUUUUAACUCCUAAAGGACGGGCUAGAGAGUAAUUUUCUGCUCGCGAGUGCGUGCCACAUUGAUAAAAUUUGUCAAAAUAGGUGUUUUCAUCAAUGCCCUGUUUGUCAAUUUGAGACCAGAAUGCAAUAGUUUAUAGUCCUUUUACAUUGCCAAUCUUUCAUUUACAUGAUGAGAGAAACUAAAAGUUCCUCGGUUGCAGCACGGCAGAGAUAUGAUGUAGGGAAGUACAAAUCUUGGCGGGAAAUCGAAUGAAAGGAAUUCCUGCACCCCGCCUUUCUGCCUUUCUCUGCCCGAGUGGAAAUUCCCACCAGCCGUCCUUUAAGGGUUAAAUACCUACAAGCUAUGGGCAUUUAAAUUUAUGGAAUAACAAAAAAAUCCACCAUUUGGUGUCUAGGCCAGACGGUGUCCCCAGGGUACAGAACUCAAUUUCAAAGAUUUAAAAAAAAUUUUCAUGUUAUUUCACGGCGAGCUCUCCCCUUAACCUAAAAUUCUAUUGUUAAUUAAGUAUUUCAUUUUGGAAACUAACCCAUAUAAAACUAAUACUGCCUCUUCAUGAUACAGUAAAAGCCCAUUAAUCCUAAUCUCAAGGGGUCCAAAUAUUUUCAGUCCAAAUUGUUGAUGGCAGGAAAUUAUGAUAAAUAAUACUCAAUGCAUGAUCUGGGCUGCCAUCCGUUAAGUCUGAAAAAUGCGCUAAUCUGAAGAGACGCAGGUCCACUGCUGUUUGGAUUAUUGGACUUUAUCUGUAGGUUAAUUUACUUAUGGUUUAUCAUUUUAAGUGCUAGAUUACACAGCAGAUCAUCUCAGAAGACAUAAACAUAACUUGUAAUGCAUUGCUAUUACUAUGUUGUUAUAGCCUUCAGACAACCAACCAAUAGUGACAUCAUUCACAAGACCCUAAUAUGUGAAUGCUGAUGAAAGGCUACAUCAAAGUAAUGUUCAGUAUAUUCGUCAUGUGUCCACCAUGUAUCAAAGCUGCAGGCGAAGCCAUUCCUCUGUAUUUCAGGCAUUUUUUAUUUGCUGUAAUUUUUGUGAAAGAUAGACCAAUUUUAUCUAUUUUCAUUUGAACUGAACAAUAUUGUUAUUAGUGAUGUUCAUAAAAAUACUCAACGUCUAAUGAUAAAACAAAACUCACUAUUGUUAAUACUGGUAGAGAAUCUGUUAACCCAAGAAAAAACAUUAAUUUCUGUCGCCUCAAAAUAGCUGUAAUUUAAACACUGGUGACCAUAUGAUGUAAUGGAAGAUAAAUGGACUAGCAAUUCCUCAUUAGUGGGUUACAGUUGCAGUGGACAUUAACACUAGAAAUUAUGCCCAUUUUAAAACAAAGCUGCAUGAUGGCUGUAGACUGAGGAAUAAUGGUUAUUCACACAUUUCAGUGCAAAAGCUGGAAAUUAUAAGCAUAAGUUUUCAUUUUAAGAAAGGGAGAACAAGUGAGUUGUGUUGCAGAUUUCAUGGAAAAGUCGUAAAGUGUGUGUGAGCGCACGCGAGCAUGUUAAUUUGUGAUGGAAUGCAGUUCAAAAGUGUUAGUGGGGAUGGGACUCCCUUCUUUUUGUACUGCAAAUCAGUGUUAUGAAAGUGGCCAGUGUGUACCUGGAUUUUAUUUCUAAUUUAUAUGAUAUUUGUUACUGUACUAGCAUGCAAGAUGUCUAAGAUUUUACCUACUGCAAUACCCUUUUUAUGAUUAUUUAUUUGCAUUCAUAAUUGUUUUGUUUUGUGUUUAGUGUUCUUGAGACAUUUUAUAGGCAUGUGUGAUGUUCAUAAGUAUUUGCAAUGGUGAAUUUCAUGAUUUAAUGAAUAUUUGGUAAUCAUGGUGUGGAAUUACUAAGUGGCAGAGUUGUACACAAACUUAAAAAUUACGGCGGAAAAAGAGACAAAAAAAUCAAAUUUGUACCUUCAGCGUAUACCAUGCAGGGUUAACUUUCUGUUAAUUUUUUAAAUGAAAAAGGUGCGCAUUAUAUGCUGCAAAAUACGGUAUAUUAUGAACAUUUUACAUUACAUAAUGAUUGUUUGUGAAAAGCUACGAAGAUCACUUCUUUGAUAUGACUGGUUGAGAGUGUUGAGAUGGAGUGAGUGAUUGUUGAAUGUAUAUUUUUUGUAAAAAUGUGUAGUUGAAGGAAAUGUGUAGGGAUUUUGUAUAGCUAUUGAAUUCUUUUGAAUAUUAGCCACUUCUUACAUCUCACAUCCCCUUUAUUCAGAUGCUCCCAUUCCUUCAUGGUGUGGUUCCUUUUAAUGGUACCAAAGGAGUUCAGUGGGUGAAGCAAUGGAAUAAUUCAUGUAAUGUGUUUUGACCUCUUGACAGCUUAUCAUGGGCAAGUACAAGUGAUAAUCAUAGAGUAAGUUACCUUGUUUUAAAUGAGCAUCUUCUGACUCCUGUAACUAGUCACAAAUCCUCAUGUUUGAUGUCAUAUUCAUUUUCUCAUUUGUGUUUUGUCCCAGAAAAAUUAUCUUUCAUCUUUAUUACUUUCAACUUCAUAUACGCAAUGACCAAGAGGUGUGUAAACUGUUUUUGUGCAACAAUGAUAAGCUCGUCUAGUGCAGCGUGACUUUCAGCUGCAGGUUGUGCAAUCAAUACCAAUGAUUUGUUCAUAAAAGUCAGUGACAGGGAAAAGGAGAAGGUCCAUCUUUUGGUGUCGAGCCAUUUUUCCAUAACCUCAGGAAGAAAAUACUUGACAAAAAAAAUCAAGCCUCGGUUAUAUUUUUUGGAACAAUUUUAAUGAUGAAUGUUUGGUGUAGCAUAUCACAAGUCCCUCUGAUGUUUUGUCAGCUCUGAACUUGCCUAGUGUAUGUGGUAAGGGGUUAUACUUUGAUAAAUAGCCAUUGAGUGUUGUAUAUAUGUAGUUAUGGAAACGUUCAGGCACGUCUGUAGUUCUUAUUCGUUUGUAAACAUUCUUUUUAUACAUCUUCAGCUUUUGUAUUUAGAGUAAAAGAGUUUGUGGGGUUAAAAAGCCUUUGCACUGUGAUAACAAUGGCCAGUGUCUAAUAUUCUGAGUAAUGGAAUUACAACUACAAAAGUUAUAUUUGAUUAUGUGUACUAGUUAAUUUUUUACCUCAUAGAAAUUUGUGCUAUUAAACCAAUAAUAAUGAGAAACACAAAGUAUCAUGGUAUCCACGAAUCGGGCAUCAAACCCAGUAACAUUUGGUUUUAAGUUUUAUAAGACAUUUGGUCAUCUGAUAUAUGGGUGUUGGCUGGUAGCAGGUAGAAAGUGAAUGUCUCUUACUCUUAACGUGCUGGAGAUGACCUUAGUAGGUCUCAGGAUAGGAUGAUAAGCUAGCAUAGUCUCUGUUGUGAGUGGUGAGGCAUGUGGGCCCUUGACACAUUUAUUUAUUGGUGAAGUCAACUUUCACUUGUUCAGGUUUGUACCAUGUACAUCCUGACUCCCCCACAAAAAAUAGACAUUAUGCAUGUAAAGAAUAACAAAGCAUCAGCCAGCAUGUUAUUUGGAUGCUCUUCAUUUAAAGUUAGCAGUAAUUGUCUAUAAGUGUGUCUCAGUUCCUUACUACCUCCCUGACCCCUCUCAGGUGCCACCACUGUUUGUGUCUGCCACAUUCCCACCUGCACACAGAGGUUAAUGUUUACUGUUUGCCAGGUCUUGCUGUCCCCAACAAGCUCUUUUGCACCAUGCUAACUCCAAGAUUAUGAACUACCUCUUGUGUCAUGCCAGUACUGCACACUUGGAGGUACAUACAGUGACAGCUGGGAGAAUCAUGUGUACUACAUGCUUCAGUACUGUACUACAAUAUACUUAAUAGUUUUACUGGUCAUAUGACAAUGACUUGGUUUAUUAUUGUGCUUGGUCCAGAAUGACAUAGUUCAAGCUUAUAGAAUGCAAAGCUUCUUUGCCUCUCAACACGGUUACACUGCCAAGUGUUCAAGGCAUAAGCCAGUAUACAGAAAAGGACUGAUUAUCAGAUAGGCCUUAGUACCUGCAUCCACAUGUCAGUCCACCAGUUGCUUUGCACCCCGAGAGUGUUGCUGGACCUCUGCUUAUGCUCAACCCAAACAAACACGAACUUCAGUCUCAUUGUUCAUUUUCAAGGCUCGACUAUACUUCUGCUAUGUUAGCAUUUUAUGUGACCUGAAAAAUUCACGUAAAGAAAAGUUAUUUGUUAAGAAUGAACAAUGUAUACACUUUAAUGCCCAUCAUGCCAAUAAGAGAUCUGUAUGUUUGAGUCACUGACUCCACCUGGCCAAUAAUGCAAACCGUUUGAAGAGGUUGUGGUUGUCUGUACAUGUGGGCCUCCCAAUGUGUGUGUCAUGGAAAAGCAAACUGUCUGAGUGUGGCAUGUUGGAGGGGAAGGAGUGAUUACACUUGAGUCAUGCACUAGCAGUUUCUGCCAGACAGCUUGUCCCCUAACCCCACCCUCCUUCUUCCCUGGAGUUGUUGGUGGUUGGCUUUUUUUUAUAUUUUUUUAUAUAAAAACAUGACCCAAACCAUGGAAAUAACUUGUAAGAGUUAAAAUGAGCACCAUUCUAAAGAGAAGGGGAAGAAUAGGCAGGGCCUGGUGAUGGCUAGCUAGGGGUGACCACAGCAUGAGGCAUCAAUAAGAGGCUUACUGAAUGGAAGAAGUAUCCAGAGUAGCAAGGGUGUGGACAAUCUCUUCUCAAAAGUAUAUGAGUUCAAAGGUAUUACAUUUCAUUGAGAGAUUUUAAUUUAGUGGGUCUUGGAGACUUUUUAUAAGAAAUCUUCAAUGUGAGAUAAAAAAAAAAUAAAAAAAAAGUUAUGUGAUUGGUUGUAACCACUAUAUGUAAGGAUGUAUUAUGUCCCACUAGUUCACACACCUGACUCCAUAACAUUUUCAUUAGCUUGACGGUCUUAAAUGAUGCCCUUUGAAAUUGAACCUGCACACCUUUUUAUUGUUCUUGUCCCCUUCCUCUCAUCUCCUUCUACCCCUUCCUCUCCCCCUCCCCUGAUCUCUGUCAUUUCACCUUUUAACCACUCUCCUUCAACUCCCUCUUGUCUCCUGGUCCUGCUACCCCUGGCUCACCCCUUCCCCUGCUCUUUCUCCUUGUCUGCAUUCUUUUCCACCACUUCCCUGUUCUACCUCUUGUCUCCUGGCCCUGCUAUUCCUGACUCCCCCUCCUUUCCUCCUUCUUGCAAGCACUGUGCUGAGGCCACUGUGCCCCUGGUAAGUGCUUGAGUAUGCCUUCUGCAUGUCAGAGCUGUACAUUGCAUAUAACGUCCUGUCGUUAAUAUUAUCAUUACAACUAGUCAUCAUUAUGCCUACGGAAGGUCAUGAAUUACUUGGAUAACUGUAUGGAUCACGUGCAGCCUUUCUACUGCACUGUUUGUUAAAUACAGAUAUUUUAUGAU
Eriocheir sinensis (Chinese mitten crab) is the source of this 10644-nucleotide messenger RNA. RefSeq names its product TGF-beta receptor type-1-like. Gene Ontology annotation, molecular function: activin receptor activity, type I; activin binding; ATP binding. The record is from RefSeq and is a predicted model, not a curated record. NCBI's taxonomy places the organism in Eukaryota, Metazoa, Arthropoda, Malacostraca, Decapoda, Varunidae. The transcript is spliced from 13 exons. Bases 336 to 1898 code for a protein of 520 amino acids. Gene Ontology annotation, cellular component: activin receptor complex; plasma membrane. Gene Ontology annotation, biological process: protein phosphorylation; nervous system development; cellular response to growth factor stimulus.